AGCGUUCUGGCGCAGGCCAGUCCUCCCAUGUCGAACGGUGACCUGGCCGGAAAACUACACGGAAACCACCUGACGGUGCACAGCAAGAAACAGGGCGUCUCUGGGGAGAGCAGUCACCUGGACGGAAGGAACAUGACCGUCACCGCGCCCAAAUUCGAGAAGGACUUCAGGUCAAAACAGCUGAUUAAGGAGGCCAUCAUGGACAAUGACUUCCUGAAGAAGCUGGACUCUUCACAGCUCCGUGAGAUUGUGGACUCGAUGUACCCGAAGAAGUACGCCAACGGUACAUUCAUCAUCCGGGAGGGAGAAGUCGGGAGCCACCUGUUCGUGGCCGCCGAAGGUCAAAUGGAGGUCAUCAAGGAAGGUCAGGUGCUGGGUCAGAUGGGCCCGGGGAAGGCGUUCGGAGAGCUGGCCAUUCUCUACAACUGCACCCGCACGGCUUCGGUCAAAGCCGUGACGGACGUGCACGUCUGGGAGCUGGAGCGGCGCGUCUUCCAGACGGUGAUGAUGCGGACGGCCAUCCGCCGCCUGGAGGACAACCUCAGCUUCCUUCGCUCGGUGCCCCUGCUGGCCAAACUCAGCAGAGACAAGCUUGUCAAAAUGGCCGACGUUAUUGAGACGGAAACAUAUGCGCCUGGUGCCUACAUCAUCAGACAGGGAACCAGUGGUGACGGAUUCUACAUCAUCAGCUCUGGAUCAGUCAAGGUCACACAGAGGUCGCCAGAUGGCGUGGAGGACGAAAUUCGCACACUCAAAGCCGGCGAGUAUUUCGGCGAGCAGGCCCUACUCAAGGAGGACAAGAGGACGGCCAACAUUAUCGCCCAGCCGCCGUCCGUCACCGUGCUGGCUCUGGACAGAACGUCGUUCGCGCGGCUGAUCGGUGACCUGCAGGAGCUGCGCGAUCUCAAGUACGAGGAGCGGCCAGUUUCUAGGACCAGCUCAGCACAGAGCGCACGGCUGCCGAACG
Amphibalanus amphitrite is the source of this 967-nucleotide messenger RNA. RefSeq names its product cGMP-dependent protein kinase, isozyme 1-like. Gene Ontology annotation, biological process: regulation of protein phosphorylation. The annotation marks the transcript as partial. Gene Ontology annotation, molecular function: cAMP-dependent protein kinase regulator activity; ATP binding; cGMP-dependent protein kinase activity. Lineage: Eukaryota; Metazoa; Arthropoda; Thecostraca; Balanomorpha; Balanidae. The record is from RefSeq and is a predicted model, not a curated record. The transcript has 7 exons. Gene Ontology annotation, cellular component: cAMP-dependent protein kinase complex.